Messenger RNA from Quercus lobata, 1118 nucleotides. Its product is annotated as cilia- and flagella-associated protein 251-like. The transcript has a single exon. The record is from RefSeq and is a predicted model, not a curated record. Bases 560 to 925 code for a protein of 121 amino acids. NCBI's taxonomy places the organism in Eukaryota, Viridiplantae, Streptophyta, Magnoliopsida, Fagales, Fagaceae. Gene Ontology annotation, biological process: regulation of systemic acquired resistance.
CAAAUACUAUUCUAUCGCAUUUGCACCACUCUCUCUCUCUCUUUCUCUCUCUAAUCAAGCACUAAGCAAUAGGAAAAGACUGUAAUCUGUAGUCUCUUUUCUUUUUAUUUUUAAAUUCUCAAAAAGGUCUAUAUCACUCUAUCACUUUGAUAUUUUAGUUGAUAAAAGAACCAAGCAUUUAGAGAGCAAAAAUAUCUAUUGCACUCCAUUUCUUCUUCUUCUUUCUUCCUUUGCAUCUCUCACUCUUUAUUCAAGCUGUAAGCAACAUGAAAAGAUUGUAGUCUCUUUUCUUUCUCCUUCACCUUCUUCCUUUUUUUUUUUUUUGGUUCUCAAAAGGGUCUCUCUGUCUUUGAUACAUUAGUUCAUCAAAGAACUAAGCAGUAGAGAGCAAAAAAAAUCUAUUAUACACACCAUUUCUUAUUAUUCUUUUGUUCUCAAUAGGCUCUCUCUCUCUCUCUCUGAUAUUUUAGCUCAUUAAAGUCUAUGCAUUAGAGAGCAAGAAUAUCUAUUAUAUGCUCCAUUUGUUGUUGUUAUCAAACAUAUAGACACACUACAAAAUAUGGAAGGAGAAAGAAAGAAGAGGAAGAUGGAGGAGGAAGGAGAAGAAGAAAAUGAAGAGGAGAAGAUGGAAAAGUUCUUUGCUUUGAUUAGAAGCACACGUGAAGUACGAGAUCUUUUGAUGAGGACUGGUGCUAACUCAACUGAGAAAGAAGAUAAGAAAGUUGAGAAAGAUAAAGAAAUCUUGGUCUGGAAUCCUAUGUUCCAACCAGAAGAUUUCAUAGAGGAGGAUGAGGAUAAUGAUAAGUCUAAGAAUACUCCUGGUGCAAAAACCCAAGCAGGUCCUUCUAAUAAAGAAGAAAAAGAUGAGGAAGAGGAUGAAGAAGGAAGAGGUGGUGGUGGUUUAGACCUAAAUCUUUCUUUGUAGGAGAGUUAUGGGCAAGUGCAGUGGAUAUCGUGCAUGUUGAAGCGAAGUGGUCCUCCUAUAUAUGAUUUUAUGCAUAUUUACUUAAUGGGUUGACCAUAGUUUUGUAUUGCUUUGAGAAUGCCCCACUAUGCUAUGUAAAAAAAAUUGUAGUACACAUCAUUUUGCAUGUGCAAAUGUGAAUUUGUCUCUAACA